GAGGCGGGCUGGGCCCCGGGAGGAGGGAAGAGGCGGGGCGGCCUCUCCUCCAGCCGCGCCUCGCUCGGGCACCUCCUCCUCCUCCAUUUUGCUGCGUCCUGGUGGCCGGAGGGGACUCCCGAGGUUUCAGAAUGUCAUAUCCAGGAUAUCCUCCCUCUGGCUACCCUGCUUUCCCUGGUUAUCCGCCCACAGGGCAAGACUCUGCUUAUCCUCCUGCUGGUCAGUAUCCUUACCCUUCUGUGCCUGGAGGCUUCCCACCGAUGGGUGGCGGUGCAUAUCCUGCUGCCCCACCAUCUGGAGGAUUCCCCGCAACGGCAGGAUACCCACCUGCAUCUGGAGGAUAUCCCCCUGCGCCUGGUGGAUACCCUGGGGCUCCUCAGCCUGGUGGGAUGCCAGCUUAUCCUGGAGGGGCCGGGUUUGGGGCACCCUCAAAUGGUUCUGGCUUUGGCUACCCACAGCCUCCAUCCCAAUCGUAUGGUGGGGGUGCACCUGCACAAAUGCCAGUUGGGUAUCCUGGUGGACAAACAACUAGCCCCACACCUUCUCAGCCUGCAGCAAUGAUUCAAGCCACACAAGGCACGAUUAGACCAGCUGCUAACUUUGAUGCAGGGAGAGAUGCUGAGAUUCUUCGCAAGGCUAUGAAGGGUUUUGGGACUGAUGAACAGGCCAUCAUUGAUGUUGUGUCCAACCGUUCUAAUAGUCAGAGGCAACAAAUUAAGGCUGCUUUCAAGACCAUGUAUGGCAAGGAUUUAAUUAAAGAUCUGAAGUCUGAACUAAGUGGAAAUAUGGAAGAGCUGAUCCUUGCAUUGUUCAUGCCAAGUACCUAUUAUGAUGCCUGGAGUUUACGGCAUGCUAUGAAGGGAGCAGGAACACAGGAGAAUGUAUUGAUUGAGAUUCUUUGCACAAGGACCAAUCAGGAGAUCCGAGAAAUAGUCAGAUGUUACAAAACUGAAUUUGGAAGAGACAUUGAGCAGGAUAUUCGUUCUGAUACAUCAGGACACUUUGAACGAUUACUUGUAUCUAUGUGUCAGGGCAAUCGGGAUGAGAAUCCAAAUGUUGAUUACCAAAAAGCUCAACAAGAUGCUCAGAGGCUUUACCAAGCAGGUGAAGGAAAACUGGGGACAGAUGAAUCUUGUUUCAAUAUGAUCCUGGCAUCUAGAAGCUUUCCCCAGCUGAAAGCCACCGUUGAAGCCUAUUCUCAGAUUGCUAAUCGUGAUCUACUGAGCAGCAUUGGACGGGAAUUUUCAGGAAAUGUAGAACGUGGCCUGAAGGCUAUCUUGCAGUGUGCCUUGAAUCGCCCAGCCUAUUUUGCAGAGAGACUUUAUCAUGCCAUGAAAGGAGCGGGAACGGAUGAUUCAACACUGGUCAGAAUUGUAGUCACUCGCAGCGAGAUUGACCUUGUGCAAAUAAAAAUGCUGUUCACUCAGAUGUUCCAGAAGACUUUGGCCACAAUGAUAUCAAGUGACACAAGUGGAGACUAUAGACGCUUGCUCUUGGCCAUUGUUGGCCAGUAGAGAGCAUCCUUGGACCAGAAGAAGCAGCUGGGUAGGCAAAGAGCCAACUAUAUCGCAGCAUAUAAGUUAUCCUAGAAUAUAUAAAUAAGUAUGCUUUGGCUGAUUUGAAGAGAUUUUAUUUUGCACAUAUAAUAGCCUUAAAUUUAAUGCAAAUCUUGUACUUUAUAAUAUAUAAAAAUAAGAUACUUGCUACAUAACUGGUGUGAGAUGUGUUUUUAAUUUUUUGUUUUGUUAUGGGGCAAUAAUCUAAUAACACUUAAAUGUAAAUCACACUUCUUAUUAUAAGCUUUCAUAAUACAAACACAUGGACAUAUCAUCAAAGGUAUAUUCCAGUCCAUUUUCAUGUAGAAAAUUAAGUUUCAGACUCAAGGUAGACUACGCAGCACCAUCCAUGCAUAUGGAAAAUGUUGCAUUAGGGGUAAGAUCAUUUCCCCAGUUUUCAGAAGAACAUAAUCCUGGGGAAUGAUGGUAGCCCCCACAGCUGUCCUACAGAAUGACAGAGCACUAUGCAUCAGUUGGGAGGAAAAAAGGACGUGGUCAUGAGCUCCCAUGCCAUGCGUAAGUGAAAUGGGUCUUCCUAGAAAAAGACCUGGCUAAUUUGCUCAAGUGGGUCCUUGAAUCUGCACAAUGGAAGAUUUUGUUGCACGUCUUGCAUGUUGUCUGUAAACUAAUACCAAACUGGAAGAAUAUUGCCAAAAGUUUUGGCACGGGUGUUACACAAAUGCCAGUAAACUCAUUCGUAGUAUUUUCCAUCCUGUGUCAUGUAAAGCUAAUUGAAACAAAGCUGUGUUUAUAAAAAGGGAGCAGUUAAAGUGACUUGAUGGAGACAUCUAAAGUGCUGUUUGUGUAAGAUUAAAAGAAACUAAAACCAA
This is a messenger RNA of Anolis carolinensis (green anole), 2386 nucleotides long. RefSeq names its product annexin A7 (gene anxa7). Bases 132 to 1514 code for a protein of 460 amino acids. Lineage: Eukaryota; Metazoa; Chordata; Lepidosauria; Squamata; Anolidae. The transcript has 13 exons. The record is from RefSeq and is a predicted model, not a curated record. Gene Ontology annotation, molecular function: calcium-dependent phospholipid binding; calcium ion binding. Gene Ontology annotation, cellular component: cytoplasm; nucleus.